Molecule: messenger RNA, 2461 nt
Organism: Aspergillus uvarum CBS 121591
Lineage: Eukaryota; Fungi; Ascomycota; Eurotiomycetes; Eurotiales; Aspergillaceae
Product: dynamin family protein
Exons: 7
Coding region: 14-2089 (691 amino acids)
Cellular component (GO): membrane; microtubule; cytoplasm
Molecular function (GO): GTPase activity; GTP binding; microtubule binding
Source: RefSeq, a predicted model, not a curated record
CAAAAAGAACCCAAUGCUGUCUGGAAUUGACAGCAUCGACAAUGACAGUCGAGUUCGGGUUUUAGGUAUCAUUGACAAACUUCGUGAACUCGGAGUUAGCGAGACAGUCUCCCUUCCUCAGCUCGUUGUUGUGGGUGAUCAAUCGAGCGGCAAAUCUUCUCUUCUUGAGGCACUCACCGGGUUAUCAUUCCCCAUAGCCAGUGAUCUUUGUACCCGACAUGCGACACAAAUUGUCCUUCGCCGGUCAAAGCUUGAAGAAGCUGGGGCGAAGAUAAGCAUCAUCCCUGGGCGUGCAGCCCAAGCAGAUGAAGAGACGAAAGAACGCCUAUUGAGCUUCGAGCGAUCACUCUCCUUAGAUCAAUUUGGAGUGGGUGAAUUCACCCGCAUUUUUGACGAGGCUGCUGAAUGCAUGCAAGUGCCAGGCCCAACGACAGAAAAUCUAGAAAAUCUCAAAAAGCGUUUCUCAGAUGACAUACUAAAGAUUGAGCUUUCCGGCCCAGGACAAAAGCAUCUUAGCGUUGUUGAUGUGCCGGGUCUCUUUCACAAUCCAACAAAGUAUCAGACAACAGAAGAUCGGUUCAUCAUCCGCAGCUUGAUCGAGUCUUAUAUUACUGACAAGCGGACAAUCAUUCUAGCUGUAAUGGAUGCUAGAAACAAUCUUGCCAACCAAGAGGUUUUUUCCAUGGCACGCGCUGCUGAUCCGGAAGGGAUUCGAACUGUCGGUAUAAUAACCAAGUGCGAUGCGUUGGAAGCAGGCGAUGAAGAAGGAGUCAUUCGCAUUGCAAAGAACAUGGUUGAGCGGCUGCACCAUGGCUGGUUCGCUGUCAAGAAUCGCUCGACAAAAGAUAUUCGAGAUGGCGUCAGUAUUGAGGAGCGCAACAUCCGAGAAAAAGAGUUUUUCUCGACCGAAAAGCCCUGGACAGAACUUGCGAGUGACCGUGUUGGCAUUGAUAAUGUCAAAAGUUUUCUCGGGAGAUUGCUUUACAACCACAUUAAGGGCGAGUUUCCUUCAAUGGUCAAGGAGAUUGAGGACCAAGCGCAAGAAACACAGGACAAUCUCGAAUUGCUAGGUCCUUCUCGCCAGACAUCUCUUGAACAGCGGAAAGUCUUGCUACGUAUCGCACUGACAUAUCAGAAUGAUGUCACUGGAGCGCUAAGCGGCAACUACGAACAGGCUCUGUCCGCGGACCGGACCUUGAAGCUUAGACUGCGGAUUCGCGAAAUAAAUGACGAAUUCGCGGAUGCUAUGAACCGCAAUGGACACGCAAGGGCAUUCCGUACGGUACAAGAUGAGGUUGAUCAGGAAUUUUACCGCCCCGCUGGAAAUGGACAAGAUGAAAAUAUCUAUGACUGGAUACGCAUGCUCUAUCGCGAUUCAAGGGGAGUGGAACUUCCGGGAACCGUGAAUCCCAUGGUUCUCGAGAAUAUGUUCCGUCAACAAACCGUACCUUGGGAAGGGCUGGCUCAGCAAUACUUCGCCUCAAUCUACGAGGUGCUUACUGCGUUCAAUCACAAGAUAUUCGAACUCAAGAUUCUCGAUGACGACUUGAAGCGGAAUCUCAUGGCCCGUCUUCGAGAGCUUGAAAUGUCGGCUUUCGGGCGUGCUAAAGACUACUUGAUGCAAAUCCUCCGGGAUGAAAGAGAAGGAAUACUCCAGACUGUCAAUAAUUACUUUGCAGAGACUGUUUCUUCCAUCCGAGAAGACCGGGUCCGUGCAAGGCUUUCUGAAAUGGGUCUUCAAGACAGCAGUUAUACCUCGACCACUUUAAACCAGAUGAUGAGCCGCCUUCAUCUGAGCAAUGAAGAUCAAGCCGUCUAUGAUAUCCAUGAUACCUUGAAAGCCUACUACAAAGUUGCCUUAAAACGAUUCGCAGACAAUGUCAUUAUCCAAGUCACGGAGCGUCAUCUUCUUGGACCGCAAGGGCCAGUCAGGAUAUUAUCUCCGGAAUGGAUUGGCGACUUCUCAGAAGCUGAACUCGCCGAUGUUGCAAGCGAGAAUUUUGCCACAUCAUCUUCCCGAAACGAGCAACGAGCCAAGCUUGAUAGGUUGCAGCAAGCUUUACACAUCGCUCGGCAGGCCGGAAUCUGAAUUAAUGAUUUGCUAAGUCAUAUCGAGAAUCAUGCCUUCAGCAUUGUGUCUCAAUUCCGUGUGUUGAUUUAACAUCAUCUGUCUGUGUGCGGAGCACUUCUGUCUCAAGAUUCAACAUCACUUCUUUCGUCCUGUUCUAUGUCAAUUCAACACUAAUUCUCUAUUGCAAACUCUGCCUGCUUCCAUGGGAAAACCAAUGACCAAUCAAUGAGUGAUCAUUUAGCUCAUCUAAGUUGGACUUUAACAGACCGGGGAAAGAAACUUGUAGGCUUGGGUAGUAGAAACACCGGAUAGUGAGAAGUGAGAAUUAAUAUUCUCAGUCACGCCAGGAACAGAAACAUGGUCUGGGGUUAAUGCAAUUUCUAUGCCAAG